This is a messenger RNA of Batrachochytrium dendrobatidis JAM81, 561 nucleotides long. RefSeq lists its product as uncharacterized. Lineage: Eukaryota; Fungi; Chytridiomycota; Chytridiomycetes; Rhizophydiales. The coding region runs from base 1 to 561 and encodes 186 amino acids. The transcript has 4 exons. The record is from RefSeq and is a predicted model, not a curated record.
AUGCCCAAACCUGCUUCUCCCACAAAGAGCGUUGUCGCAAAAAAGACCUGUAGUGAUCUUGCUUCCAAGGUAGAAAAGGCAGUUCAUGCUUUCAACCUCUGGUGCCAGCAGUGUCUGCAUGGCGAUGCUGCUGCUCAUGACAAAUUUGCUCAUGCCAUAAAGUCGUUUUCUACCGAUUGGAAGUGUGUUUUUGCCAGCGGUGACAAGGCAGAGUAUUCUGGCAUUAAAGAUUGGUUCAACUAUGAUCUCAAGGUUGCCAACGAUCCUUUGGCCAAGUGUCAUUCCAGUAACUUUGAGACCAUUUGGGAAAAUCAAGAUGCAAUUCUUUUAAGCUAUGAUUCCGAAUGGUCCAAAAAGGGAGUGCCGACCCACACUAUAUACAGUGCCAUGUGGAUCAAGGAUAAAGACGCACCACAUGGUGUCAAGUGUGUGUACUGGUCCGAGAGCCAACAGAAAAAGACAGAAUGCACUGCUGUGGAUCUCCAAGAACAUUCCAAAGAGGACAAGAAGCGUCAAGCAGAAGAGCACGCCCAACCCAAGUCGCCCAAAAAGACCAAAUAA